Messenger RNA from Monoraphidium neglectum, 861 nucleotides. RefSeq lists its product as hypothetical. NCBI's taxonomy places the organism in Eukaryota, Viridiplantae, Chlorophyta, Chlorophyceae, Sphaeropleales, Selenastraceae. The transcript has 5 exons. The coding region runs from base 1 to 861 and encodes 286 amino acids. The record is from RefSeq and is a predicted model, not a curated record.
AUGACGGGCUGCUUGGCGGCGCUGGCGGCUGCCGUGCUGCUGCUGCUUUUGCGCGCCCCCGCGCCCUCCAGCGCCGCCCCAGCCAGCGGGUCGUGCGUCGUAGGUACCUUCAUUGGUCUCUGGGCCACACAGCUCAAGUAUACAACCACAUAUCAGCUGAAGAACGGCAGGACCAGCAGGAUCGUUGUGACAGUGAAGCCAAACAGCGCGGACAAUGGCGCGAGGGGCGCAGCCAGCGGGAAGCUGCCGCUGGUCCUUGCAGGGACUAAUUGCAACUUCUCAGACUCAGCCCUGUCUCGGAAGGACCCUGGAUACGAGGCGCUCAACAACGCGCUAACGGGUUUCUCCAUUGGCGGCGCCUCGGCCAUCCUCCCGACUUUCAGAAUCGACGUCUCCAGCUUCCAAGGCAACGUCGACGUAACCAAGCGCCUGGCCACCAACACAACUUUUGCCGUCAACGGCAUGGCCUUGGACCUUGCCAUCAAUGGCAGCCUGAAGCCCGGAAUCAUCAAGGCGUUCCGACCGAAAGUCACCUUCCCGUCCGGAACCAUCGCAAUAACGUCCGACUACUCGCGCGUCCUCAACAGCGGCGCCGCAACCGGCUCGUUCGGCAUCAACGCGACCGCCCUUGCCGCGCUGGCGCCGGUCAAGAAGGCGUCCAUUUGCAAGUUUUCCCUCAAGGGCGCCGCGGGCGGCGGCGCCGCAAAGUUCGUCCUGCGCUGCAGCACCUGGAACGCCGUGCUCGGAAAGUUCACGGCGGGCGGGCUGACGGCCAGCGUCGCGUUCAGGCAGGCGACGGGGAAGGGGGCGGUGGCGCUGCAGGCGGAGGGGCUGCUGUCUGCGGCGUACAGGCUCCCCUAA